UUGCUCCAGUAGACCAUAGUUCUGUGCAAGAGUCGGCAUACUGUUUGACAAAUUCUGAUUAAAAGAGGCGAAAUGAACCUUUGACUAGAGGUUCAUUUCUAAUCAACAAAAGAAGAAGAAUAUAGACUGAAGAUUUGAAAACUGUUGGUAUUAUUAGGGACAAAAGGACACAUCGUAAAGGAUAUCACGAAUUCCUUGGAUUGUUCUGCCUUCUGGGAUUUCCUAUUUCCCUCCUUUUGAUCUAGAAAGGAGGUGCGACAUCUGCAAAGAUGAAGUACAACUACCCAACACCGGUGACCACCUACACACGAAGUUCACAGUACACACCAGUGUACCACUCACCUUCCUACUACAGCCCCUCGCAUUUCACGACGACAUCCACGUAUGCUGCUGUAUCAAAGUACACCCCAACGACACAGAGUAGCACUUAUUACUCCCCGUCACUUUACACGUCCACCUACAAAGCUGCAUCGACGUAUGUCCCUUCAUACAGCAAGGUUUCAAGGUAUACCUCAACUCGCCGCACUCAAGCGAAGGAAUGCCCUGCACCUGUAAUACCGGUGGCACCUGCAAAGAGGACUGUGCACUUCCCCAAUGACAUCAUCUUCCUGGACAUCGUCAGGCGAGGGGAUCUGGAGCAAAUCGGACGCUUCAUGAGAGCAAGGAAGGUCCGCGUGGACACACUGUUCCACUCUGGUAUGGCUGCUCUGCAUGAAGCCGUGCUAUCGGGAAACCUGGAGGUGGUGAAGAUCCUGAUUAAAUACGGCGCUGAUGUCCACCAGAGAGACGAGGACGGCUGGACACCACUGCACAUGGCCUGCAGUGACGGCUACCCAGAAAUUGCCAGGUAUCUCCUGUCAAUGGGAGCAAGCACAGAAGCGGAGAAUGAAAGCGGACAAAAACCUGCAGACCUCAUUGACCCAGACUGCAAAGAUCUGGCUAAACUGUUUGAGACAGGCUGUGUGUGAGAGCAAGUGGACCCGAGGGAGAGAGAAGGCUUAAAUGUUGUAAAAAUAAAAUGAGUAGCAACACCAAUGAAGCAUUUUUCUGCGGCUUGUGCAAUACCUUUGAUCUUGGAAAGCAACAUUUUCAGAAGUGCAAAUCGUCUCUGAAGGUUAUUCAGUUUUUUAAAAUGUCAUCUUAUAUAACACAAACUUUAUUGCAGUUGAGUAUUUUCUCUUAGUUCAUUGUAAAACUAUGACAUAUUUUGAAUAACUCUCAUAUCGGAGCUGUAAAUAAGAUUGUGUGGCUGUCUGUUAUGUGAUUCAGUACGUGUCCUUUAACCUAAAUGUCUUUCCUUAUAAAUUCUAAUUCAAAAUUAAUAAUGUGUUUAUGUUUGAAGAAAUGCUGAGUUUUUCUGUUACAAUCUUUUAUCACUUGUAUAUGUGCUAUAUUUCUAUAUAGCUUGAUGUAAGCUGUAAACUGUUGGCUCUCAAGUCAUGGCUAAAUCUACACAAGAAUCUGGACUUAUAAAGUGUUUUGUACAAUGUUGUGCAUCCUCACUGCUGGGCAGAAAGAGGAUCAAUCAGAUUGGUACAACCUACUUGUAUGUUGUUCAGAAAGCUUAAAAAUACAGGUCUUGUUUUGUGAAAGCUCUUGCACCUCCACAGCAUUUUGAGAAAUGUAUUUCACUGAUAUUUGUUGUAAAAAGACAGAAUAUUUUAAG
Gambusia affinis (western mosquitofish) is the source of this 1666-nucleotide messenger RNA. It is a transcript of the gene ppp1r27a, whose product is annotated as protein phosphatase 1, regulatory subunit 27a. The record is from RefSeq and is a predicted model, not a curated record. Lineage: Eukaryota; Metazoa; Chordata; Actinopteri; Cyprinodontiformes; Poeciliidae. The transcript is spliced from 3 exons. Bases 270 to 968 code for a protein of 232 amino acids. Gene Ontology annotation, molecular function: phosphatase binding.